AUGUCAGCACCAACCCCUAACUGGUGGAAGAAGGGCACCGCCUAUCAGGUCUGGCCUGCUUCAUACAAAGAUAGCAAUGGAGAUGGUAUUGGCGAUAUUCAAGGACUCAUCGGCACUCUGCCAUACCUGAAAGAUCUUGGCAUCGACAUCGUGUGGCUUUCACCCAUGUACAAGUCGCCACAAAAGGACUUUGGCUACGACAUUUCUGACUACCGAGAUGUCGAUCCUCAAUUCGGGACCCUGGCGGAUCUAGACGAGCUGAUCAAGAAAUGCCACGACAUGGGCAUGAAACUACUACUCGAUCUGGUCAUCAACCACACUAGUGAUGAGCACAAGUGGUUUCUGGAAAGCAAAAAGGACAAAACCAACCCCAAAGCCGAUUGGUAUGUCUGGCGGGAUCCCAAGAUUGUGGACGGCAAACGCCAGCCUCCCAAUAACUGGCGAUCGAUCUUCGGUGGUAGCGCCUGGGAGUACGUUCCUGAACGUGACCAAUACUACCUCCAUCUCUUUGUACCCGAGCAACCAGACUUGAAUUGGGAGCUCGACGAGGUGCGACAAGCUAUCUACAAAGAGGCCAUCGUCUUCUGGCUAGAUCGUGGCGUCGACGGCUUCCGCGUGGAUACCUGCAAUCUUUACUCGAAAAACACCAGUUAUCCCGACGCGCCGGUCACCCUUCCAGGUGAGGUCUAUCAACCCGCUUUCACACACUUUGUCAAUGGACCCCGAAUGCACGAAUGGCUACGUGAACAACGACAGCAGGUGCUCGACAACUACGGAGACGUGGCUAUGGUGGGAGAACUGCCGGGUACCGAAGCUGCUGAAGUGUUGAAGUACGUUGCUGCUGAAGCACGGGAGCUAAGCUGCGUGUUCGAUUUUGACGUCGUCAGCCUUGGUGGCCGUCAUGGUGACGGUGUGAAGAAGCAUCAGGUCCACGCCCACGAUCUGCCUUCAUUUAAGGAGGCUUUCCGCAAGCAGCAGCAUCUCACCCGUGGUACCACCGCUUGGACGACCUGCUUUUUGGAGAAUCACGAUCAAGCCCGCAGUCUUGACCGCUUCGCAACUUCGAAGCCUGAAUUCCGUGAGAAGGCUGCUAAGAUGCUAGCCACACUGCUUGGCUGCCUGACAGGAACUCUAUUCAUGUACCAGGGCCAAGAAAUCGGCAUGACCAACAUUCCGGACUCGUGGGGGAUCGAGGAGAUCAAGGAUCCCGAUUCUUUGAACGCAUACAACGAUGUCAAGGAUCGUCAUGAUGCCGAUCCGCUGUGGCUGAAGCGGGCUAUGAGCGGUAUCCAACGCGUCGGCCGCGACAAUGCUCGAACGCCUGUUCAGUGGGAUUCGUCCGCCAAUGCUGGCUUCAGCACUGGCAAGCCAUGGAUGCGUGUCAACGACAACUAUCCCGAAAUCAACGUCGCCGACCAGCAGAAAGAUGCCAAGAGUGUUCUCAGCUAUUGGAAGCAGAUGAACCAAAUUCGCAAGAAGUAUGCCGAUCUGACAGUCUUUGGCGAUUUCGAGCUGUGGGAUUACCUCGAUCCCGAUGUUUUCACUUUUACCAAAGAGAACAAGACCAAUGGCUUCACCAACAAGAAGCUCUUGACAUUCUUGAGCUUCUCCGAUGAAGAGCAACCCAUGCACUAUCCGCCGGACUGCAAGGGCAAAGAGAUGGAGUUGAUCGUUUCCAAUGUGGACACGCCGGGACAAUAUCUCAGUCCCUGGGAGGCUAGAGUCUACCUUGUCACUUUGUAA
This is a messenger RNA of Cyphellophora europaea CBS 101466, 1743 nucleotides long. RefSeq lists its product as uncharacterized. The record is from RefSeq and is a predicted model, not a curated record. Gene Ontology annotation, molecular function: alpha-amylase activity. Lineage: Eukaryota; Fungi; Ascomycota; Eurotiomycetes; Chaetothyriales; Cyphellophoraceae. The transcript has a single exon. Gene Ontology annotation, biological process: oligosaccharide catabolic process. Bases 1 to 1743 code for a protein of 580 amino acids.